AUGGCCGACCUCACCAGCCAGGAGAUCUACGAUCUCCCAAUCCACUACCGCUCCAUCACCAUGUUCAUCGGCUACCUCUCCCUUAUCAUUCUCUUCACGCUCAUCAUCGGCCGCACGAUCGUGUCGCGCUUCCUCGCGCGCCAAAAGAACAACGACUGGGCACACCCUCGGCGCCGCGGGCAAUUCCAUCUCUUUACAUGUCUCACAAUCGCCAGCAUCGGCUCGACGUGGUACCACAUGAUUUCGCUCUUUUUUUAUUCGUAUAAUACGUGGGCGAGCGGGCCAGAGGGCCAGCUGUAUUCCGGCGCGGCGGUUCCGCUGUUUACGAGGUUGGGCCUGUGGUUGAAUAAAACUUAUAUCUUUCAAGAAGCGUGGGAGACGGUGUCGGAAAACCCGGAGAGGGUUUGGUGGAGUGGGCAGAUUUUCGGGUGGACGAUUGGCUGGAGUCUUUUGCUGGGGAUUACAGGUCGAAGAUACCACAUCCCGCACGUGUGGAUCUACAUGCUCGUCGCGCAAGCCGUCAGCGUCUCCUUCGCAGCGAACCUCUUCUUCAUGGCAAUCACCGCCUCGUCGCGGCCGAGACCCACGGACCCUCUGUACACAUGGCGUCCAUCGCUCAUCUGGGAAUUCAUCCCCGUAUCGCUCUCCAUCCUCGACACGCUCGCGGUGCCUAUUUUCGCGUACGAGAAGGGAUUCAUGCUCAUCCUUCUCGCACCGCAUUUCCUCGUUUUCAUCCCAUGUAUCCUGGGCCCGCGACGCUCGUCGCUUUCGUCAAAAGCCAAAACCAGCGACACGCAGCAGCUCGAGGAAGGCUACCGCACAACACGCCGCUACGCCACAUCCAUCAAAUGGGUGGGCGUCGCAUCUGUGGCGCUGCAGGGGUAUCUGACCUACCUCGUGGUAGAAGAUUUCGGGCCCGAGGUGUCGUAUGGCGAGAUUGUGAGGGAGGUCCUGGCGACGGUGUAUGCGCAUCCGGCGUGUAGUAGUGUGAGUUGGGAUGUUAUCAUGUGUACUAUUAGUGGGAUCGCUUGGGCGGUUGUGCAUGGGUUUGAUGAGGGGGCGAUGCUGGGCGGGUUGUAA
Aspergillus calidoustus is the source of this 1080-nucleotide messenger RNA. NCBI's taxonomy places the organism in Eukaryota, Fungi, Ascomycota, Eurotiomycetes, Eurotiales, Aspergillaceae. The record is from the annotation of a GenBank genome assembly.